Molecule: messenger RNA, 1113 nt
Organism: Brenthis ino (lesser marbled fritillary)
Lineage: Eukaryota; Metazoa; Arthropoda; Insecta; Lepidoptera; Nymphalidae
Source: the annotation of a GenBank genome assembly
AUGAAUGGAUUCAUAGCUGUUCAUUGCGGAGCGGGAUAUCAUAGUGAUUCAUUUAGAAAAGAAUAUCAAAGGACUUGUUAUGUUGCUUGUCGAAAGGCAGCUGAAGCGCUAUCACAAGGAGGAAAUGCGGUGGAUGCUGUUGAAAAAGCCAUAAUAGAAUUAGAAAACAGCUCAUUAACAAAUGCUGGAUAUGGAUCCAAUCUUAGUUGGGAUGGCCUAGUAGAAUGUGAUGCCUCCAUAAUGAACGGGCAAACUUUACAUUUUGGGGCAUGUGGUGCAGUAUCCAAUGUAUGGAAUCCAAUAACAUUAGCAAAACAACUUUGUAUUAAACAAUGUGAGAGUCUCUCUUUAGGAAGGGUACCACCUUGCAUUCUUACUGGGCAAGGUGCUAAAAUUUGGGCAGAAAGAAUGGGUUUACAAGUUGUUGAAGAACACAAAAUGGUGUCAAGCCGUGCCUUUCGUAACUAUAAGCAUUGUAAGAGAAAAUUAAAGAGAUAUUCUGUACAAAAUGAUUUAAAAUUCAGUCCAUUGGACACUGUGGGAGCUAUUUGUGUUGAUUCAAAUGGGGUUGUUGCAUCUGGAGCAAGUUCUGGAGGUGUUUCACUAAAGCAUGAAGGAAGAGUGGGUCAAGCAGCCUCCUUUGGAAGUGGUGUUUGGGCUGUUAUGAGCAGAGAUGGUGUAAAACCUUCAAUUGCAGCUUGUACUUCAGGAUGUGGAGAACAUCUUAUUAGGACACAAUUAGCUAAAAACUCAGCAGAAAGUUUACUGCAUACAUCUCCUACAUUAGGACUUGAUAAAUGUUUAAAGGAAAAUUUUCUAGAAUCACCUUUCUUAUGGGAUAUACCCGAAAGAUUGGGAGGCACUUUGGCACUUACUUUCAAUCCUCAAAUUGGAGAAGGUGAACUGCUUUGGGGUCAUACAACAAAAACUAUGUGCAUUGGAUAUAUGUCUACAGAAACUACAAAACCAAAGUGUGUCAUUUCCCACCUACCACCAAGAGUUGAAUCUGGUCAUAAGGCUGUUGUGUCUGGAGUACCAUUCAAAGUUUCUUUACAACCUGUUCCAGUAUUGCAGUGGGAAAUAAAGACUGAACCAAAUUUAAAUGGACACCUU